GCGGGGGAGUUGCUGGUUAACAAUAGAUUGUAACAUGGCUAUUGUUUAGUUCUACAUGUUACUUAAUGAUCCCCAUGUGCAGUCAGAAAAUAUUUUCCUUGCUAACCGUUACUUGCUAACCGUUAUAGUUUUGGAAAUAUGCUAAUUCAAACUUACCCGAAAAUUGCUGUAAAUUGCUUUCCUAGGUAUGGGAGGAAGAAAAUUCAAACUUUACAAAAAAAGUGUGCUGUCAUGUUCAAUUAAUCAUGUUCAAUUAAGCUAACACCUGAUAUCGCUAACACCUGAUAUCAAAGUAUUCCCGAUAUCAAUUCCUCUCAAGGCACUGGAGCAAGACACAGACGACACAGACUACACAGUGAAGCUUCCUAUCCAACACUUUUUUUCCGCUCCGCUCCUUACUACACAGGCGUUGAAACUGAGGCUAGAGAAGAAUGAGGCUAGAGAAGAAAACUCUUCCACUUCUUGCUGUUGUGCAAAAUGAGCCUGGCUGAAGGUAUACAUGUAGCACCAGUUGUACAGGUUUCUCUGCGCAUUAAUGAGAAGAUCUCUCGUGGAGCGUUUCAUUUGUUGGUCGAAUCAUUCCUCCGAAUGCACCAUCAAUGUUGAGCCUCCCACCAACGAUCAACCAUCGAUGACAUGACUACCCUGCUGGAUUUUUUCGCCAACUGUCAACUUUGCUGUGGUAGCAAGGAAGAGAAACUGUUGAAUGUAAUCAAACACAAGGACUCAACACUCCAAGGUCAAAACUCUGCAACGAUUGACACAUCCUCGUGUCAGCCCACAGUGAGGCAUAGAGACUGCCAUUACCUCCUACCACCAUCUUCUAGCUGUGUACGAUGCCCAAAAUGCACUCGCCAUCGCUCUUCUCUUCUAAUACAAUACAAUCUAAGCGCCUGGAAAAUUCUACUCCAUCAAAAAAAACCAACUAUCGAUUCCUCUCCAAACAAGGACUUGUUGAUCGAGUACAACUGGUUCACUCACAACUGGUUCACUCACAAGUGAAAGUGAUGACAAAAAGAAAUUUGAGACUGAAGAAGAAACUCGAAACUCAAUUCGAAGAAAAUGGUAUGACUGAUGACUGUGAGUGAGGAGACACACAAUGACCUCGCUACAGUUAUUGAGAGGAAUUCCGACAUAGUUGACUCUCUGCCUCCCAACUCAUUUCAACGCCUGUUCUGGGAGCAGCAAUUAAUAGCCAUGUCCAAGCCAAGUUCGAAGGCCAAGGGUGUACGUUACCAUCCUCUCAUGAUCAGAUGGUGCUUGUAUCUUCAGUAUCAUUCAAGUGGAGCGUAUAAUCUCUUGAGAGAGAGUGGGAUUCUAGCCGCACCCUGCGUGAUUAUACUCAUUUCGCUAGUGCCAAGCCAGGAUUUUCAGUCAAGGUGGAUAAGAUGUUAAUCGAUGCUUCUAAGGUUGCUAGUUGUCCAGAGCGAGAAAAAUACGUACUGCUUCUCCUGGACGAAAUGCACGUCAAAGAAGAUUUAAUUUUCAACAAGCAUUCGGGGGAGCUGAUUGGAUUUUCCAAUCUUGGUGACAUCAACAACCAUUUGGAAGUCUACUUACGGUCUCUUGACACUGACAUUGAACAGUCACCUCCCCUUGCCAGAUCUGUCAUGGUAUUUAUGGUGCGAGGGCUAUUUACGAAGAUGCAGUUUGCGUACGCACAGUUCCCGUGUUGCUCUCUGACGGACGACAAACUGUACGCACCAUUCUGGAAUGCUCUUUCCCGGAUUGAAAACUGUGGACUAAAGGUGCUAGGUGUCACAAUGGACGGGUGUGCUGUCAACAGAGGAUUCAUGAAGUUGCACCAAUCCUCCGACUCAUUUUUCUACAAAAUCACGAACCCCUACACCUCAGAGAGUCGGCCAAUUUUUUUCUUCUCAGAUCCUCCUCACCUUAUGAAAACCGUAUGAAAACCGCUAGAAAUUGUCUAUUCUCUACAAAAAGAGAACUGUGGAAUGAGGGGAAAGACAUCACGAGGCAGCACGUUGUGACUCUUUAUGAAGAGGACCAGAGGGGUGGUCUGGGUCUAAGAGUCCUACCCAAGCUUAAGUACGAGCACCUUCAUAUGACCUCUUUUUCCAAAAUGCGAGUGGAUUUAGCUGCACAGGUGUUGAGUGAGUCCGUUUCAAAGGCACUUACUUUAAGGGGUGGAGAGGCAGCCGAAGGAACAGCCUGUUUCUUGCUACUCAUGGAUAAAUUCUUUGAUUGCACAAAUGUGAAGAAGUAUUCAGCUGGUGCCAGGUCACGCAAACCAUUUCAGCUACCCUACUUAAGUGCGGAGGAUGAGAGGCUAACAUGGCUGAAGGAUGUCUUCUUGGUAUAUCUGGACAACUGGGAGAUUUCUGUCAAAGAGAGAGGGGCUUUCAACAAGAGGGAGCAGAACAAGAUGCAGCUGAGCCAAGAAACAUUGCUAGGACUUCGAAUGAAAACCAUUUUUCUGUUCAGUUUUCUCUCUUAUCGAGUUGGUGAGAUUUGUAUUUACAAUUCCUGGGGUGAAGUCAUUUCUUACUCAAAGGAUCUGCCAAGACCCCCUAGAAAAUUUUUUUGGAUGUCAAAGACAAAGGGGAGGGACACACGACAAUCCCACCGUUGCCGAAUUUGAAAAAAACAUGCAGGCAUUAAGAGUGAUCAAUUCCUCAAGGUCUACCCAAAUUCCUCAAGGUCCUGCCAAGGGUAAUUGCAGAGGAUUUAGUAAUGAAAGUAUUUUGACUGAUAAAGAGAACACACCAUUACCUAACACACCAUUAUCUAAACGUCGCAAGACUAGAAAAAAUUAAUUUUUGUAAUCACAUACCCGCAUUGCCAAUUUCUAUAUAUCCAUGCGAUGCAUGCAGCUGUUUUCCCAACAUUAAAUUUUCAUGUUAUAAGGGCCAUUA
Molecule: messenger RNA, 2876 nt
Organism: Halichondria panicea
Lineage: Eukaryota; Metazoa; Porifera; Demospongiae; Suberitida; Halichondriidae
Exons: 7
Coding region: 1907-2602 (231 amino acids)
Source: RefSeq, a predicted model, not a curated record